AUGAAGCGUUCCUCUGCUGCCCUCAAACUAUCCCGCGACGUUUGGUUAGCCAUAGCCAUCAAAGUCACAUCAAACUCCAUUGAGGACCUGUGUAGGUUCCGUAUGACGUGUUGCACUACGCGCAAUGCAGGCGAAAAGGAUACUGUGCUCAGGAUGGUUCCCAUACAACCCCCGCAUGACAUCAAGUGGUGGUGGAGACACGACCCGAGAGGGCGAAGAUUUUUUCAGAGGUGCUUUGAGAUUGGUCACCCGGAGCUUCUAUUUCGAGAGGCACUGCGGGAGCUCUACAUACGACGUGACCAGGCCAUCGGAUGGGAAAUGCUGCAAAAUGCAGCAAGCAAUGGCUUAGACGCUGCCAAGUACGCACUUUCGAUGGAGUUGCUCAGUCGAAGGAAUGACAAAGAGGCAAAAAAAUGGUUUGGAACUAUUUUGCGCGCUCGAAGCGGGUGGUUUACUCCCCGUGUGUUACUCGAGUUUCUUUGCGGUUCUCACAAUUUUUUGGCCGGAUGA
Messenger RNA from Arachis stenosperma, 510 nucleotides. RefSeq lists its product as uncharacterized. The transcript has a single exon. The coding region runs from base 1 to 510 and encodes 169 amino acids. Lineage: Eukaryota; Viridiplantae; Streptophyta; Magnoliopsida; Fabales; Fabaceae. The record is from RefSeq and is a predicted model, not a curated record.